Messenger RNA from Anguilla rostrata (American eel), 5659 nucleotides. It is a transcript of the gene snx19b, whose product is annotated as sorting nexin 19b. The transcript has 12 exons. The record is from RefSeq and is a predicted model, not a curated record. Lineage: Eukaryota; Metazoa; Chordata; Actinopteri; Anguilliformes; Anguillidae. Gene Ontology annotation, cellular component: intracellular membrane-bounded organelle. Bases 174 to 3068 code for a protein of 964 amino acids. Gene Ontology annotation, molecular function: phosphatidylinositol binding.
CGGGAAGUGCUUGUUGGAGGUUUAUUUUGGCUAGCUUUUCACUCGUGAUGGAGGAGAGAGAGAUGGGCAGAUACAUUUGCUCAUUCGUGACAAAAUUACCUUGAUCAUAAUCGGACAGGGGCAAUUUAAGGUGAACGCUUCUCAAAAAUUGAGGUACAUGUCUGAAGAGAGCAAUGUCUCGCCCUGAGAUUACAGGUCCAAGUGCUUGGGCUUUUUCUCUGGGCCAGAGGAGUCUGCUAGGCGUUGGCGCUGUUCUGGCAUGGAUGGUUCUUUUUCAUUUGCUGGUGAAUGUGUGGCUGCUGUGCAUGUUCACUAGCCUGCUGGUGGUGCUGGGAGGCUGGCUGGGUUCUCAAGCCGUUCUGGACUCCAAUAGUGUCAUUCACCUCGAGCGCUUUGUCACGCUGGAGCGGGUGCGCAACUCCCCUGAAAGCGAGCUGCAACUGGAACAGGAGCUCCGGCGCACUGUGCGCAAGAUUACCCGCGACUUUGUCUCCUCUUGGUACCGCACCGUGUCUACAGAGCCUGAGUUCGUGGUAGAAGCACACGACGCCAUGCUAGCCAUGGCGAUGGAGCUGAAUAGGAGGGCUAGGAAUGUGGAAAGGAAGGCCCUGACACAGAGGGUACUGGACCUGUUUGGUGGCCACCUGCAGAUUUUCUUGCAGGUGCAAGAGAUGGUGGGGCAGCCAGGUGCAGAAGACUGCCGCCCUUCAGAGUCUGGUGUGUGGAAUGUGUACCGCACAGUAACCACGCCUCACCCGGCUCUCCAGAGCCCUGCUGCGGACGUGAAGUACGCCCGGGCUGUCGUUGACCUUCUCUUACAUGUGCUGGUUCCGCCCCCUCACCUGGAGACACGAACAGGCCGGUUUGUAGUGGGAGAGCUCAUCACCUGUAACGUGCUCCUGCCCCUCCUCAGCAAGAUCUCUGAUCCCGACUGGCUCAACCUGCUGAUUGUCAACAUCUUCUCCAAGUCUGGCAGGCCGGACACGGAAAUGGCGGAGGCGCCCACAGGAUGGGACAAGCCCCUGCCUGUCUCUGACCCCGUCACUCCGAUGCCCCCAGCCACUGCACCGAAUGGGAGGGUUGGAUCUGUUCCCACGCCCUCGCCCACACCCGAGCUCUCUGUGUACGAUGUAGUCGAUGCUGCAGAGCAGUUUGGUCAGCAGAACAUGGAGGAAGAGGAGGAGGAGGAGGAGGAGGAAGUGGAGCCCAGGCAGGAGGUUGGGUCCAGCCAGUUCCCUUUGGGAAAGUGUGCCGAAAUUCCUGCCGACUUUCUGAGGCCCACCAAAUUCAACCCUUUUUACCAAGAGACGGACUCUGACUUGGAGUCUCCUUCCUCAGAUUUUAAGAGGACCUCUAUGGAGUCGCUGGUUCUGAUUGGGCAAGAAGAGGUGCUGUCAGACCGGCUGAGGGAUUGUGCCACGCCCACAGACAUCAGCAGCGUGGGGGACCUGGAGGAUGAGCAGGGUUACGUGGCUUUAGGAGAGGCCCCCUGUCCUCAGGUGCUGGUAUCGGAGGGAUUGACAGGCCCUGAUUUGGGCAAGGAGGUGGAGGGAGAGCGGGGCGAGUGGACAGGCAGGGGUAACCCUAAUGAGCUCUCUGUGACCGCUCCCCUGCUGACGUCCUCCCCCAGUGCAGGGGGCGUGCCUCUCUCCCCCUUCAGCUUUGAGCCACUCAGCAGCCCCGAGGGGCCAGUCAUCAUACAGAACCUUCGCAUCACUGGCACCAUCACUGCCAAAGAGCACCGUGGCACUGGCUCCCACCCCUACACCCUCUACACGAUUAAGUAUGAAACUGCGGUGGACAGUGAGAAUCCCGGCUCUCUCCAGCCAGUGGCCUAUCACAUGGUAAACCGUCGCUACAGCGAGUUCCUCAAUCUGCAGACCCGACUGGAGGAGAAACCAGACCUGCGCAAAAUUCUCAAAAAUGUGAAAGGGCCAAAGAAGAUCUUUCCUGACCUUCCAUUUGGAAACAUGGACAGUGACAAAGUUGAAGCUAGAAAAGCCUUGCUUGAAACAUUUCUCAAGCAACUUUGUGCCAUUCCUGAAACCGCUAACAGUGAAGAGAUGCAAGAGUUCCUGGCCCUCAACACGGACGCAAGAAUUGCUUUUGUGAAGAAGCCUUUCAUUGUAUCACGGAUAGACAAGAUCGUGGUGAACGCCAUCGUGGACACCCUAAAAACAGCCUUUCCUCGCUCGGAGCCGCAGAGCCCCACCGAGGAAGUGGACGGCGACGGCGAGGGACGUUCGCCAUCCGAGACCAAGAAGUCAAAGUCCAAACUGAGAUUCUCCAGUAAAAUCACUCCAGUUCUCAGCUUGUCUGACAUUCAGCCCAAAGUGCUUUACUGCUUUAAUGAGGCGAGCACAGUGUUCAGCGGCCUCUCUCUGUCUGGGCUUGAGGCCUUCAUUAAGGAGCAGGAGAGGCUGCUGUGCAAGACGCCAGUGCGGGAGGUUGGCGGGGAGGAGGGCCCCCUGGAGGUGAAAGGAGGUACAGCAGCUUGUGCUGGUUCUGAGAGUCUGCCAGCAACACAGAAGCAUGGAGCAGUAGCGGAGACGGCUCUGGCGGACAUGGCUCUGAAUAUCCUGUGUUUGAUGAUGAAGGAUCAUUGGAGCUGGGUCUGCACUGACAACAUCCAAAAGAGCAUCAGACUGCUGUUUGGAACUCUCAUCGACAGGUGGCUGGAUGUGGGAGUGGCUAACCUCACCUGCACGCAGUACUGGGUGACGUACCUGCGCGUGCUCCAGGAGGCCGUGUGGCCCGGGGGGGUCCUGCCCACCCAGCCCCGCCCCCAGCGCAGCCAGCAGCAGAAGGACGAGACCAGGCGGCAGUCCCUGCACUGCCUGAUGAAACUGAUCCCAGAUCUCAUCUCUGACUUGCUGGGUUCUGACAAGUACAGAUCGAGCUGGCAGACAGUGCUGGGCUCCCUUCAGGACCCCAACGUAAACAGGCACCUGGUGUACUGUUUGUGUGACCUGCUGCUGGAGUUCCUGAUUCCUGAGUCCUCAGACGAGGACUUUCAGAAAUCCCUGCUGGACAGCCUCUCCAGGAACACGGACAAGCCAUCUGCCUGAAACUACGGCAGAACCCCUCUGUCCUGAAGCACACACAAACUCACACACAAGCACUUAAUACUUUGGCAGCUGAUCAAGAAAAAUAUGAGGAGUAUAGGUACCUGAAGAAGGCUCACAGAAUCUCUUCGUUCAACGUGUCCCUACCUUCAGAAUCUGUAUUCUGAAUGAACUGAAUUUUCCCAUUACAGCUUUUCCUAUCUGCUAGCUAGAGACUACAUUACCCAUUGCACACUGCAGCUCGACUGUGUGCUAUUUAUGAUAUUUAUGCUUACUGUGUACUAGUGAUAGGCAACUUGAUGGUGCUUACUGUGCGCUAGUGUUUAAUUCUGAGCUUGGAUGGACUGUGUUUGAGACCCUCCUCCCCAGAUCCAUCUCCUCCCUGUUUUCACUCUGAAUCUAAACCUUUGGCAAACCCCUUUCAUAUGAACCUAACACUGUUGCAAUGUUUCCUGGCCUUGCCCUUAAAGAAACAUGGAUUUAUUGGAUGGGGGUUUGGAUGAGGUGUCAGAGGGAUCUAAUUCUUACUUCUUCCCGAUGUUUGCAGUGGCAUGCUCUUGUGUCUCGUGGCUGUUUUGCCUUUUUUCCUCGUUAGAUACCAAACCACCCUUUCUUGGUGAAGCCCGCCGGCAUGUUCUGGUCUAAGCAUGUAACGUGUGUGGGUGCGCGUGCCUCGUUUGCUGGUCCAAGUGCGGAAUGUUUGCAUGUGUGUUUGCCUUGUUAUCUAACGGUUGUAUUCCAGGCCCCAUCCAAGGGCCUCUGGUUUUGGUUGGUUUCUUUCUCUUUGUAGUACAAACUGCUGUAAUUAUUCCAUGGAUGCGUUUGGACCUAUCCAACCAUUCCAAUGGGGGGUAGAGGGAUGGGGAGGGGGGGGAGCGCUGCUGUCUAAAGCGCAUUAUCAGCACCUGGCAUUCUGUUUCUUAGGCCUCACACUUGAGCAGAAACUGCAAGGGUUGCACAAUUCUGUCUGCCUCUGCAUGAAAAACAGACCACCAUGUUUGUGGAGCCCGUCAUGCUAGCAGAAGUCUUCAGUCAAGCAGCUAUGAAACUUUGUGCUUAGCAAUCAAUACUGAAUUUAUGCAAGAAUGACUUUUUCCAUUUGAUUUUUAUGAACUUCACCAAGAAUUUGUCAGUUAUCUAAAUGAAUAAUAUUGUGUAAGACUUGAAUAGGCACAAUAUGUUACAAUUCAUGCAUCAAAGCUAUGGGCAGUUCUGUAGCGUACCUUCUCCCAGGUGUGGGGGCAUGGCGUGUCCCUACAUGCAUAUUUGCAUUGUUUUUGUUUAUACGGCUUCAUUUGCCAACCCUCAUUUCCUGGUUUCUAUACCUGUAGAAAAAGUAAGCCGCAUGUGAUGGUUGUUGUGAAAGCCAAGCUGCAGUGAAUUGUUUUUUUUCCGAGCCCAGAUUCUGUGGGAAGCCAGUGUGUUUCACCGCCGGGGGGGGGUUUCCCUGGUUCUUGGACCCAAGUGUCUUACGGAAAGCUCGUUUUGAGAGACGCUGCUUUGAAGGAAGUAACGCCGUUUCAACGUUCCAGUUUGUGAAUGUGUGGAUAAUAAUCAUCUCUUGUUUUCAGUUUGCGUACAGUGCCUCACCUGCUUUCUUUCUCUUCCUAUUUAUAUACAUGUUAAAUUAUUUAAUUUAUUUUGUUGUGUAUACUGAUGACGUCUCUGAAUAGUCUCUCGUGUGAUUGAAGUGUAGCAGCGGGCUGUGGAAGAAUAGCUAGUUUUCCUGACGGCCUUUGAAAGGCUGGUUACGAGCGCGAUCCGCCUCGAUGUGUUCUCUGUACCCCUCGUUCCCUCGCCACUCACUGCAAAUCACUCACCGGGCAUUCAGAAGCCUUUUCUAAAAAGGCCGUGAAGUAACCCUAGUGAAUGAAUGACCCGUCUCUUUACGUGAACAAAAGGAGAGGGUGUGGCUGGCCAUACAGCGCACAAUGAAGCUGAGCUCCAGUUUGAUAGCUUUAUUGGUAUAUGGUCAGGCACUUCAGUCUUUCAGAGAACAGUACGAGCUUCCCUUUGAUGUCCUGUUUCGGGGUGUAUUUCUUACGCCGUGGGGACCAGUGAGAAAAGUGGGGGUGCCAAGUUCGUGUUUUGUCUGGUGAGGAGGAUGCAGUCUGUCUCGGUUUGUCCUGGCAACGUGCAAUUGCAUUCAGAGGUGGACUUGGCUGAAUGAUGUUUCUAAUUGAACUGCACUUAACCAUGUAAUGGUGUAAACAUGCCCAAUGCCUGUGAUUCAAACUGCUAUGCAACAGUAAACCUUUAUUUUUCUCCACCUUCCAAAAGGGCACAGCCUUAAGCCUUUUUCUCUCUGCUGAUGUAAAUGCAUAGGAGAGUAUUGUCCUUAUACAGAAUUAGAGUAAUUUUACAAUAAAGCACUGAAUCUAUUAUCUGUCAUAUGAUCUGUAUACGUGCUGCCACAGUGGCAGACUUGUAUGGUCCCAUCCUCCUGAAUAACAUUAACAUUGCUAAGGCCAGUUGGGAAUCCUGUAGUUUGGUGCUUGUGUUGUAGAACACGCCAACAUAAGCAGUCUCUGGUGCGGGUAAUUGUUCUGGUGCGGGUAAUUGCAUCAUGCAAUAAUAAAAGCAUCCAAAAAAUG